This is a messenger RNA of Xenopus laevis (African clawed frog), 8336 nucleotides long. It is a transcript of the gene dock6.L, whose product is annotated as dedicator of cytokinesis protein 6. The transcript has 50 exons. The coding region runs from base 320 to 6664 and encodes 2114 amino acids. NCBI's taxonomy places the organism in Eukaryota, Metazoa, Chordata, Amphibia, Anura, Pipidae. The record is from RefSeq and is a predicted model, not a curated record.
AAAUGUGUUUGUGUGUAUGAAAUCACUGCACUUCAGUCAUGGUUCAUAUCACACUGGCAGUCAGUGUAAGGGUAAAUUAGGGCACUCCCUCAUCCUUUUAAACCUGAGCUGUACUAAACCCACAGCCAUCAUGGCUAAUUAGCGGUAAUUGAGAUGAAUGCCACAAAUUACUCAGUUACUUGAGGACACGUCGACUCUAUUUCCCCUCAAUGUAAUGGGGGCCCAGUCUCCCAGUUCCUGUAACUUGCACCUUAAUUUACAUUGGAGCCACUGCUGAGGGCCCACUGGGCCCUUCGAUGGAGGGGGUUUGAUUGGGGGCAUGACAUUGCAGGGUCUGGCCAAGAUGCACCUGAAGGAUUCAGUCUCCAGGACAGUGGCUGCAGAAGUUCGCAAGCAGGUGGCCCGGGAAUAUGGGGGCUCUCCACAGCUUUCAAAGAAGCGAGGGGGUCAGGCGUCGGUGCCCUUGUCUGACGUAGUAGAGCCCCUGGAUUUUGAAGAGUACCUCUCCAGUCACCCCCCAGAUGCUGAUAGCGAGGCCCUCAGAGAUCUCUGUGAUGUUCCUCCAGAUGACAUUGAGAUUCUAUACGAACCCAGAGAAUGUCGCACUAUAGAACCUGCUGCACCAGAGGAGGGGAAGUUGGACUCGAGAGUUCGGGAUGCACUGAAGGAGUACAUGCAUGACUGGGUGUUGGUACAGAGAAGGUCCCAGGAACUGAGCACAACUUACUCCCCCAUCACACUGGAACGGCAGAGGCAGCGCCAGAGGGGGCUGAGCCGUCACCUCUAUGAAGUGGAUGAGGCCGAGGAAGAGAGGGGGGCUCAGGAGGAGCAGGAGGACAAAAAGCGCUCGUCAGUCUCCAUGGACGAUACCCCCCGUGGGAGCUGGGCCUCAAGCAUCUUCGACUUAAAGAAUUCCUCCGCUGAUCCCCUGCUCCCUGGUCUCCUGGAAAGAGCCCCCUCUGAGGAAACAGAUCAGAUUAACCAGGAGCAACGGAGGGAAAGCAGGCACCCCCAAAUCCUGGCCCUUUACUCAGCUCCUGAUGAGGAUGAAGCCGUGGAGCGUUCCACCAUUCCUGAGGUGCCGAAAGAACAUUUUGGGUUCCGGUUACUCGUGAAGUUCCUAUCACUGAAAUUUGAGAUAGAAAUUGAGCCGAUAUUUGGGGUUAUGGCUCUUUAUGAUGCUAAAGAAAAGAGAAAGAUAUCUGAGGGCUUCCACUUUGACCUGAACUCAGACUCCGUUAAGAACAUACUGAGGUCCCCUAGUGGGCACCAAGCACCUUCUACCCUUGCCCGUUCUGCCAUUUUCUCCAUCACAUACCCCUCUCCAGACAUAUACCUUAUCAUAAAGCUGGAGAAGGUGCUGCAGCAGGGAGAUAUAGGAGAGUGCUGUGAGCCGUAUAUGGUGCUGAAGGAGAGCGAUGGCAUCAAGAACAAGGAGAAGGUGGACAAGCUGAGAGGCCAGGCCGAACAGUUCUGCUCGCGGCUUGGUCGGUAUCGCAUGCCCUUUGCCUGGACGGCCAUACACCUCAUGAACAUCGUCAGCAGCGUGGGGGCCACUGAGCGAGAUUCUGACUCCGACAGUGAACGAAAGGGAACCUGGAAUGAGCGGAAGAGGAAAGCAUUUGAGCGACUGAGUGUUGGAGAUGAGACGUGUGGACUUAACACCUUUCGCCCAGCGACACUUACCGUCACCAACUUCUUUAAACAGGAAGGGGACCGGCUGAGUGAUGAAGAUCUCUACAAAUUCCUGGCAGAUAUGAGGAGACCGUCUACAGCUCUGCGCCGACUGCGCCCAGUAACAGCUCAACUGAAGAUUGAUGUGUCCCCAGCCCCAGAGAAUCCCCAGUUCUGUUUGACCCCCGAGCUUCGUCAUGUGAAGCCCUAUCCAGACCCACGUGUGCGACCUACUAAGGAGGUGCUGGAGUUUCCAACUCGAGAGGUGUUCAUACCUCACACUUCUUAUCGGAAUCUGCUAUUUGUGUACCCUCGGAGCCUGAACUUCAGCAGUCGGCAGGGAUCGGUGAGGAACAUUGCUGUGAAAGUUCAGUUCAUGGCUGGAGAGGACCCCAAUCAGGCAUUGUCGGUAAUAUUUGGCAAAUCGAGCUGCAGUGAGUUCUCCAGUGACGCUUACACACCUGUUGUCUAUCACAACAAGUCUCCUGAUUUCUACGAAGAAUUCAAAAUGAAAAUUCCAGGGAAUCUGACAGAAAACCAUCACCUUCUCUUCACCUUCUACCAUGUUAGCUGCAGGCCCAAUCAGACCACUGCCGUGGAGACUCCGGCAGGGUAUACGUGGAUCCCGCUGAUGCAACAUGGCAGAUUGCAAACCGGAUCUUUCUCCCUUCCUGUAUCAGUGGAGAAGCUGCCCCCAAGUUACUCGGUGCUGACCCCCGAUGUCCAGCUCCCAGGAAUGAAAUGGGUGGAUAACCACAAGCCUGUGUUCUAUGUGGAUUUGGUGGCUGCCUCCUCUGUCCACACACAGGACCCCCACUUGGACAAGUUUUUUACAUUGGUGCAGUUGCUAGAGGAGCAGAGUUUCCCAUUCCGGCUGAAGGACGUAAUCAUCACUGAAAAUAACGUGGAGUCAGAAUUGCGGAACAGCAUGGUGAAUUUGCUCCAAGCAGCUCUUGGGCCCGCUGUCUGCUUCUGCCAUCACUUGCUGGACAAGCUCAUCCUACUCAUUGUGCGACCCCCUAUCAUUGGGGGCCAGAUUGUAAACCUGGGCCGUGCCGCAUUUGAAGUGAUAGCCAAGUUGGUGGGCCACAUCCAUCGUGAUGUGGAGGUGAGUCAGGACCACCACGGAAGAAACAGCCUCCUGGCUUCUUAUUUAUAUUAUGCUUUUCACCUUCCCAGUGAUAUGCCGGCACAACUGAACACUGUGGCCUCUAGUUCAUCUACUGUAUCCUCUCUCCACUCUGCCACAAUGUCUCGUGCAACGGGGCGCCCCAGCAGCUAUACACUUGCCCGCUGCAAAAGCAUCAGUAAUAGUAACCCAGAUCUGACCAGCAUUCCUGGCUCUACAGAUGAUGAGGAGGUGCAGAGGAUCUUAGGAGGCAAGGGUAUUGAUCGCUCUCACUCCUGGGUGAAUUCUGCUUAUGGCCCUGGGGGUCCCAAAUCUGUGCAACGCCGGACCCAGCCCAACUCCAACACUGAGCUUCGACAGGGCAUGGAGCGCAGCCCUAACCGCAUAUCAAGCUACAUGGAGGGCGGAGCAUCCUCUAUCCAGCCGCGGCCCACUGCCAAGAAGUUACUGCAUGAGGAGCUGGUACUACAGUGGGUGGUUAGUAGCGCUGCUGUACGGGAGGCUGCCAUGAGUCAAGCUUGGUUCUUCUUCCAACUCAUGACUAAGAGCAUGACUCUGCACCUUCACAUGUCCGAAAGGCUGGACGCCCCCCGGAGGCAGCGCUUCCCAGAAAGAUUUGUUGAUGACAUUAAUGCUCUUGUGUGCAAUGUGUGCUCAGAGAUCACUGGCCGGUACCUCAAGGAUCCAGAGGUAGCCGAGCGUCUGAACAGCAGUCUGGCCUUUUUCCUGAACGAUCUCUUGUCACUGAUGGACCGAGGAUUUGUCUUUAACCUAAUUCGAUCUUACUACAAGCAGGUGAAUAACAAGCUGGCAACAGCACAGAACCCAAAUGCCUUGAUAUCUAUGCGCAUGGAUCUGAUCCGCAUCGUCUGCUCCCAUGAGCACUACGUCUCCUUGAACUUACCCUGUGGCACUCUGACGCCCCCAAACUCCCCAACUCCUUCUAUCUCCUCCACCACCUCCCAGAGCUCGGUGUUCUCCAGCCCGGCCCAGGACAGGACUAUCACAAACAUGUUUGAACUGUCGGUGCCAUUCAGACAGCAGCACUUCCUCGCCGGCCUGAUCCUGACUGAACUUUGCCUUAUACUGGAGCCCGAUGUAGAAGGAGUAUUCUUCCUCCAGAAAAAGUCCAUUAGCACCCUGCACAAUCUGCUCUGCAGCCACGACACUGACCCCCGCUAUGCAGAGCCACUGGUUAAAGAGAGUGUCGCUCGCCUCUACCUACCCCUGAUUGGUAUCUUACUGGAGAAUCUGCCCCAGCUGUAUGACUUUACAGAUCCGCACGCACACCGGACACGCCAUGCUUCUGCACUUAUGGAUGAGGUGGAUUCGGAUGGAACAACCAUAAAUCCGACAGUUGCCAUGGCAAUAGCUGGAUCCCCCUUACCUGUUCCACAGAAAACCAAUAACUUCCCUCUACCUCCUUGUCCUGCCAGGGCAGGUAGCACCCUCUCUGCUGAUGCCAGUCGCAAUCUGCUUGUCUGUGCACUGUGGGUGUUGAAGAACGCAGAAAGGGAAUUUUUGCACCGUUGGUUCUCCAACCUGACUGUGCUACAGCUCACUCGCCUUCUGGAGCUACUCAGCCUGAGCGUGUCCUGCUUCCAGUACAAGGGUAAGAAGGCCUUUGAACGUAUAAACAGUCUGACAUUUAAGAAGUCACUGGAUAUGAAGGCCCGAUUAGAAGAGGCCAUACUAGGGACAAUAGGGGCCCGGCAGGACAUGGUGAAACGCAGCAGAGAACGUGGUCCCUUUGGCAACCAAGAGAACGUGCGAUGGAGGAAAAACAUUACUCAGUGGAGGCCGACCAGUGAAAAGACAGAGAAGACACAAGCAGAGCGAGAGCUAGAGAUUAUAUUGGAUGGAAAUAUGGCGACUGAGGCCAAUUUGGUGGUGUUAGACACACUGGAGAUCAUUGUGCAGACAGUGAUGAUGUCUGAGCUGAAAGAGAGCAUUCUGGGAGGAGUGCUGAAAGUGAUAUUGCACAGCUUGGGCUGCGAUCAGAGUGCUGUGUACCUGCAACACUGUCUGACCAGUCAGAGAUCACUAGUGAGCAAGUUCCCAGAGAUGCUCUUCGAAGAUGACACAGAACUGUGCUCUGAUCUAUGUCUCCGGCUCCUGCGCCACUGCAGUAGUUGUAUCAGUAGUGUCCGUACACAGGCCAGUGCCUCCCUCUACCUGCUCAUGAGGCAGAACUUUGAGAUUGGAAAUAAUUUUGCUCGGGUAAAGAUGCAGGUCACCAUGUCCCUAUCCUCAUUAGUGGGGACAUCACAGAAGUUUAAUGAGGAGCACCUACGCCGGUCGCUAAAGACCAUCCUGACGUAUUCAGAGGAAGAUCUGGAGAUGAGAGACACAACUUUCCCAGAGCAGGUCCAGGAUCUGGUGUUCAAUCUGCACAUGAUCCUUACAGACACCGUGAAGAUGAAAGAGCAUCAGCAAGACCCUGAGAUGUUAAUGGAUUUAAUGUAUAGGAUUGCCAAAGGAUACCAGAACUCACCAGACCUACGUCUUACAUGGCUCCAAAAUAUGGCAGCCAAACACAGUGAACGUGGGAAUCAAGCGGAGGCUGCACAUUGUUUAGUACAUGGCGCCGCCCUGGUGUCGGAAUAUCUCAGCAUGCUGGAGGAUGCCAGACAUCUGCCCGUGGGCUGCGUCAGCUUCCAGAACAUCUCGUCCAACAUUCUGGAGGAGUCGGCAGUGUCUGAUGACGUGGUAUCGCCAGAUGAGGAAGGAAUAUGCGCCGGCAAAAACUUCACAGAGGCAGGACUGGUGGGACUUCUGGAACAGGCUUGUGCCAGCUUUACCCUGGGCGGCCUGUUUGAGGCUGUAAAUGAAGUCUACAAGAUACUUAUUCCCAUCUAUGAAGCCAGUCGAGAUUACAAAAAGUUGGCGGUGGUUCAUGGAAAAUUACAGGAGGUGUUCAGCAAGAUUACCAACCAGAUCACAAGCUGGGAGAGGAUGUUUGGCACAUAUUUCCGCGUUGGUUUCUAUGGUUCAAAGUUUGGAGACUUGGAUGAACAGGAGUUUGUGUAUAAGGAACCGUCUAUAACCAAACUGGCAGAGAUAUCGCACCGACUGGAGGAGUUCUACACUGAGAGAUUUGGGGAAGGGACGGUGCAAGUUGUUAAAGAUUCUAAUCAUGUGGAUAAAAGCAAACUGGACCCAAACAAGGCUUAUAUUCAAAUCACAUACGUAGAGCCAUUUUUCGAUACGUAUGAACUGAAGGAUCGCGUCACGUACUUCGACAAAAACUACAACCUCCGCACCUUCCUUUUCUGCACUCCCUUCACGCUGGACGGCCGAGCGCACGGAGAGCUGCACGAGCAAUACAAGCGCAAGACGGUGCUCACCACGUUGCACGCCUUCCCCUACAUCAAGACACGUAUCAAUGUGCUCGACCGGGAAGAGGUGGUGCUCAUCCCGGUGGAAGUGGCCAUUGAAGACAUGCAGAAGAAGACUCAGGAGCUGGCGUUUGCCACUCACCAGGAUCCAGCUGAUGCUAAGAUGCUACAGAUGGUGCUGCAGGGCUGUGUAGGCACAACCGUCAACCAGGGCCCUCUCGAGGUGGCCCAGGUGUUUCUGUCUGAGAUCCCAGAAGAUCCUCGACUUUACCGACUCCAUAACAAGCUGCGAUUGUGCUUCCGAGAUUUUACCAAGAGAUGUGAGGAUGCUUUGAAGAAGAACAAAACUCUGAUUGGUCCAGACCAGCGAGAAUAUCACAGGGAGCUGGAGAGGAACUACCAGAGGCUUCGAGAGGCUCUUGCACCUUUAACAUCUCGGAGGAUACCACAACUCUAUAAUGACUUAUUGCCCCACACUACUGCCAGAGAUUCUCUGAAUCGCUCAAGCCGUAUUGACGUUUGAGAUGCCCAGUGCCUUACUACUAUUACCCCUUUCUGACGAGAAACACUAACGAAGAGGAUAGCGGCGCACAGAAUCACUCAGGGAGGCCAGUCUCCAUAGAGGCCUAACUGGAGGGCUGAAAUGCAGAGUUGUCGGGGCCCUGUGCUAACCUGGGUGCAAAGCUUCCUCUUCUGAGUGAACUUUCUCUGCUGUAACCUGUGGAUCCAGAUCUGGGACCAGAGAGACAGAGACUAUGGUGGCUGAGAAUGGAGUAAAAGCUGAGUGUUGAUUGGGGGCAGGCAAAGAGGAUAGGGCAGUGAUUUCAUUGCCCCCUAUGGCUACCAUGAAACCCCCAUGGCAGUUGCAUUGAUCCUCAGGGACAACUAAGAUCAGAGUGUUGCCAGGGAAGCCAUAGCCUAGUGUCUGUUACCCCUAUCCCAAUGUCAUGGAUGCUUGUCCUGCUCUCACAAAAUGUAUGUUCUGCACUGUAGGAAGGAUUCUGUUUAUGUCUGGAUACUGAGUUUGCCCUGUAUCAGUGCCGCCAUUGUGUUUCUGCUCUUGUGCAGGGUUAUUGCACUCCCCUGACAUGUCACUGUCACUGCAUCCAUCCCUAUUGCUGUUACUACUGUCCUGCUGCCAUGUCUGUUGUCACAGUAUCAGUUACUUCCUGUUUUGUCACCCAUUCCAACUGUGUUCUGUCGCCCAUUGGGAUUGAGUCUGUUUCACUGCCGCUUCCUGGUUUGUCACCCAUUGAGACUAUGUAAGUAUGACUGCCGAUUCCUGGUUUGUGACCCUGUGAGACUGUGUAAGUAUGACUGUCACUUCCUAGUUUGUCCACCAGUGAGACUGUGUAAGUAUGACUGUCACAUCCUGGUUUGUCACCCAGUGAGACUGUGUAAGUAUGACUGUCACUUCCUGGUUUGUCCACCAGUGAGAUUGUUUAAGUAUGACUGUCACUUCCUGGUUUAUCACCCAGUGAGACUGUGAAAGUAUGACUGUCACGUCCUGGUUUAUCCACCAGUGAGAUUGUGUAAGUAUGACUGUCAUUUCCUGGUUUAUCACCCAGUGAGACUGUGUAAGUAUGACUGUCACGUCCUGGUUAUCACCCAGUGAGAUUGUGUAAGUAUGACUGUCACAUCCUGGUUUAUCACCCAGGGAGACUGUGUAAGUAUGACUGUCACAUCCUGGUUUAUCACCCAGGGAGACUGUGUAAGUAUGACUGUCACUUCCUGGUUUGUCCACUAGUGAGAUUGUGUAAGUAUGACUGUUACUUCCUGGUUUGUCACCCAGUGAGACUGUGUAAGUAUGACUGUCACAUCCUGGUUUAUCACCCAGGGAGACUGUGUAAGUAUGACUGUCACUUCCUGGUUUAUCACCCAGGGAGAUUGUGUAAGUAUGACUGUCACAUCCUGGUUUAUCACCCAGGGAGACUGUGUAAGUAUGACUGUCACUUCCUGGUUUGUCCACUAGUGAGAUUGUGUAAGUAUGACUGUCACUUCCUGGUUUAUCACCCAGUGAUACUGUUGUGUCAGUGUUUCUGCCUGUUCUGUCUCCCAUUAGUUUAUUGCCCGUUGGAACUAUGUCUGUUCUGUCUCUCACACACUGUGACUGUCACUUCCUGUUAUAGAGUGCUGCUGUCACUAUAUUAUAUAUAUGAGCCGUUUGUUUUGUAAUAAAACCCUUGUAAUGCUGA